AUGAUCCUUAAACGCAUCACGCGAUUGUCACUGCUUGUGUACGGGGUGCUCGGCAUCAAUGCACUUCCGGCUGUCCCGGUCUAUGACCUUAAUGGCAUCGACUUGACUGUGCCCGUUGAACGGCAGCAUCGUCAUUACGGUACUGGAUUUGGGUUCCUUGUCGAUAUCAUCUGUGCUCUCGGAACAGAUGUCGUGGCGCUUGAAGUUCCUAUCGUGUUCAACAUUUACGGAGAUCACGAUCCCAACGGACUCAUGUUUGCGUUGAAAGAGAACGAGCAAGCCCUCGAACGCUAUUCCGAGAACUUUGUCCCCAACUCAAUCAAUGCGACUUCGCGUACUGCACGCCGGUUUGAGCUCAACCCGCUCGUGCGCCCUCUUGUGCUUCGCUGCAACUUGCACGACUCCGUCACCGUCAACCUGGAGAACCACAUUCGCAAGCAUGCUGUAGGCCUCCACGUUGCUCUGGAUGGGCAUGAUGUGAGGGACGACGGGUCCGCUGGCAACCUCGGCGGGCGCGAAAAUGAUACCAAUCUACACGGCCUCUUUGGGGCGUUGGUGGUGGAACCCUUCGGCUCUCGCUGGACGCAUCCCCACACCGGCAAGCCUAUCCGCGACGGCCUUACUGCUGAUAUCCAUCCACCGAAGCGAUCGGGGUACCGGAACUUCAAAGCCGACUUCUUCCGCGAGGAGCCCGAAUUGCACGACCCUAGCGCUUCAUUCCGCGAGCACGUCACUAUUUUCCAUGAUCAAGCGGAAGUCAGAAAGGGUUUCAAGUUGACGGAAAACCCGUGCGGCGAAGGGCAACCGGGGCCGUCUGUCGGAAGGCCGGACGUCGAAACAAGAGACAAUGAUGCUGUUCACGCAAUCAACUACCGCUCCGAACCCCUCCGCAACCGUCAAUCCGACGUAUUCGACCGCAUUAACAACGGCAUCCUUAAGCGUCCCGUUUUCGGGGAAGAACAGCACCAUUCCUCUUGGAUGCAUGGCGACCCGGGUUUGGUGUUCACCAACUACGCUGGAGAUCCCGCCAAGUUUCGGGUUGUCCACGGCGGCGUCCAAGAGACGCAUGUGUUCCACUGGCAUGUGCAUCAAUGGUAUGCCGUCGACGGAAAGACCGACAGCCCUAUCACUGAUUCCUUCAGUUUGUCACCACAAUGGGCAACGACGUUCACCGCAUUAUAUGGCUCGGGCUCACGACUGAAAUCCAUCGGCGAUGUGAUCUUUCACUGCCAUUUGUACCCUCACUUCACGCUCGGCAUGUGGGGAAUCUUCCGCGUAUUCGAUAAGCUCCAAAAUGGGUCUCAACGCUACCCCGACGGCAGUCAGAUCCAGCCCCUGUUCGUGCUCCCCGACCGUCAACCUCCGCCGCCACCCACCGCUCUUCGGCCUGGUUUCCCAAACUUCAUUCCCGGCGAGUUCCGUCAGAAGUCCCCUCGCAUUGGCUGGCCCGAGGCAAUACUCGGCCCCAUCCCUGAGGGAUCAGACUAUCGUCCUGCCAACCCUAUCGAGGUUGCUGCGAUGAACGCCAACCCCCAGCCCGGAAACUUCUGGGCCCUGUUUCCCACCCGCAAACGGGAUAUUUUGUUCAACAACUACGGCUGGCAUGAUCCGAAAGGCCAUAUCUACAUGAUUGAGGAGGAAGAGUUUGGCGACCGGAACACCCCUACCCCAUACGACCCAUUGAUUCUCCGCGGCAAUCACGGCAAUGUCCUCGUCAACACGAUUAAAAACAAGUUCGACACCUUCCUGCCCGAAGACGCUUUCGAAAUGGCAGUGCCCGACUGCCCGAAACAUCCUUUGGAAGGGGAGGUCGGCAUGCACGUACACCUAGUCAAGUUUGAUGUCCAGUGUUCUGAUGGAGCUUCCGUCGGUUGGAACUACAUCAGUGGCGCUCGGUUCGGGCGGUACUACAUUGCGCGUGCGGAAUACUUCUUGAACAACAAUCUGGCUCAACGCACGCUCACGGGGAUCCAAGCUGCGAUCCGCAAGCCGGACGGCGACUGGUUCUGCGAAAUUGUCCAGUUUGUGGCUGACCAGCAUCCAGCGUUCACAAGAGUUGGGAUCCCAAUCAACCCGCCGCCUUUCCCGUCCGCACUCAACGACAACGGCGUCAUGGUGGUCAACUACAAGUCUGAACCUUUCCGCGAACGCAUCAAACGCUUCCGCCGCGAGCAUCACCAGGAGCCGGACCCGCGUCUGCUGAUGGACUCCAAAGUCUUCGGCGAUCCCUUCACCACUAUUUACCAGUCAUACCCAAACGAUACCAUCCGGCUACGCAUCGGGCAAGGCUCGCACGAAGAGUCUCAUUCGUUCAAUGCGUACGGGUUCCGCUGGCACGACCUCUGGACAGACCCCGACUCGCGCCUCGUAGAUCAGCAAAUUCUCGGCAUCUCCAAGGCCUUCACCAAAAUCAUCGAGGGAGACUACACGCCUGGCGAUCACCUGAUUUACUGGGGCGUGAUCGACGAUACAUGGCUCGGGUGCUGGUCGCUCGUUCGUGUCUUUGACCACCUGAACGCAUCGCUGCCGGUGCUCCCCAGCAAUGCGGACCCGUUCAACAACCGUACCACGCCGCACUUACCGGCUAAGAUCAACCCAAGCCGCCACAGAGAAUACCGGGUCGUUGCGGAAACGAGGCUGAUUGAUUAUACGGAGGGAUUUUUGGGGCAGCCUGGAAGGAUCCGUUUGGUUUGGUUUAUCGGCUCGAGGCUUACAAAGCCUGGAACGAAUACAUGGAUUUCUGUGGCGCAAAAGGGCAAGAACCCGGAACCGCUAGUCAUCCGCGCCCAGGUCGGCGAGUUUGUGACGGUGUGGCUCACCAACAAUAUUCGUCGGGACCUGGUGGCGGAAAAGCACAGACCCGAAGUCCCGGUGGAUCUGUUGAACUUCCGCAGAGUCUCGGAACACGUUUCCAUCCACGCUGACAUCGUUCUCUUUGAUACCCGUACGAACGAUGGGACCAAUGUCGGUUUCAAUCCGGACCAAACCGUCCCACCCGGCGAAACUCGGCCUUUCACGUGGUUUGCGGACCAGUUCUAUGGCAGCCCCAUCGUCCUUCAAGAUCAAUCCGACUUCCGCAACCAUCGGCACCACGGUCUAAUCGGCGCGCUCGUCGUUCGCCCCCCAGGGUGGCUUCCCUCUCGUUGGUACGGUCAGGAAGCUACGCUACAGCGCGUAUGGUCAGUACCCGGGCAGUUUGACGACAGCGCGAGUAUUCGGUUCAAUCAAGCGGGCGGCGCUAUGGGGUUCCAUCCAAGAAUCGAUGAGGAUGAUGUGUUUGUCAUGGAUGAGCAUGUCAUUUUGUUGCAGGAUGGCUUGCGACUCUUCAACAGAAGAAAUCCGAACGAACCCAUCCCCGACAUAGACACGAACGUGAACACCGGAGCGGACGGCGAUGUUGCGAAUGCCGAGAUUAUGAACGAUUUGCAAGCCCCGAGACCGCACACCCUUGCUCAGUUCCUGCGUGACCCGUUCUUUUUCAAGGCGUGCAACAUCUCAGUCUGGUUGAAGGAGCAGCAUGGUCAGAUGCCCUUGCCGGACGACGAUCGGGACUUGUGUCACCCUCAUAUGCGGCGGUUGGCAAACCAGAUCGACCCGGAAGAUCAAGGACAAAAGGGGCUGAACUAUCGCUCGGCACCAACCUUUGACCCCAUCUGGCUUCAACCCGACAACCCGCCCACACCCAUCUGGCAUGCGGUCCAAGGAAGGUACCAGAUGUUCCAUAUGGUAGCCGCGAACGAUAAGCCGCGAGCGAUUUCGCUGCAUGUGCACGGACAUGUGUUUUCGGAGAUUGAGAACGCGGGAGCGACUGCGACAGGCGUGGACAAUGCGAUCAACCCGGGACGCACGGAGACGUUCGUGUUCAAGGCCGACAGGCAAGGAGAUUGGGCGGUUCGGCCUUGUUCGGUAUGA
Molecule: messenger RNA, 3912 nt
Organism: Fimicolochytrium jonesii
Lineage: Eukaryota; Fungi; Chytridiomycota; Chytridiomycetes; Spizellomycetales; Powellomycetaceae
Exons: 16
Coding region: 1-3912 (1303 amino acids)
Molecular function (GO): copper ion binding
Source: RefSeq, a predicted model, not a curated record